Messenger RNA from Coniophora puteana RWD-64-598 SS2, 360 nucleotides. RefSeq lists its product as uncharacterized. The record is from RefSeq and is a predicted model, not a curated record. The transcript is spliced from 3 exons. Lineage: Eukaryota; Fungi; Basidiomycota; Agaricomycetes; Boletales; Coniophoraceae. The coding region runs from base 1 to 360 and encodes 119 amino acids.
AUGGUAACUUUAUCUAACCGUUGUUUUCUUGAGAAGGGGCUCGGUCUGGUGCUUCAGGCCAUUGACGAGGAUAACAAUCACUCUUAUCCCGAAGCUCUCCGCUUAUACCGUGACGCGAUUGAUUGUCUUGCAUCUGCGUUAGAAGGCGAAACAACGGAAAGCAGUAGAGACAUUAUCCGUCACAAAAUCUCCGAGUACUCGCUGCGCAUAGCAGACAUCGAACGACACGUGAAGUUCCCUUCGAAACAUGACUCGUUCCCCGACCCCGACUACUUCCCAAUGCCAACCUUCGGUGAAGCGCUCUCCACCGCCAUCAAGGAGAAAUUGCUUUCGUCCUCAGAUGACUCCGAAUCCGACUAG